This is a messenger RNA of Paramuricea clavata, 1129 nucleotides long. NCBI's taxonomy places the organism in Eukaryota, Metazoa, Cnidaria, Anthozoa, Malacalcyonacea, Plexauridae. The record is from the annotation of a GenBank genome assembly.
GAUAAUUCGAAUUCUUCUAGAGUAAAGACAAAUGUUAUUUUCCUCUACCUUAGAAUAACAAACAGUAUUCUUUUUAAAUGCCACGCUUCCUCCGUUUCAAGGAGUCGGAAGCAAGAUAAUGAGCUACAAUUGCAUGGGAGCGUGAGAGAGGCAACGCGUCUAAAAGACUAUAUAGUGAUUAUUAAUAGAAGUCUGACGCAAUAUAAAAGCAGGUCACACGACGUUUUGGCAUAACAGUGCUGGUUGCAUCAUUUGUAGCGACGACUCAGAAGAUAAACACAGGAUUUGUAGAUAUAUAAACAAAUUGAUAAGGUAUGUUCAGAUGAAAUAUAUGUAUAUGAUGAAAUUGAUUCCCAGUCAAUUCAUCCAUAUAUUUAUUGAUAGUGCACAUGAGUAAUAAUAACAUAGCUAUUGUGUUGUGCCUUUGUGGUAUUUCAGAUAUGUGCACGUGUAGCGAAAUAUACCUUAUUCCUUAUCUGCAUGAAAGUAUAAAUGCAUAUGGCUCUCAAUUUGUCAAAUCAUUAAGUACUUAGGCUAACUGUAGCAGAUAUCUAUAUAGAAUACAGCUUGCCACUAUAUAUACGACUCGUAUUGAAGUCGGUAUAGUUAUAAAAUAUAGAUAAUUUUAACAGUGAAUUUCAGAAAUUUUACUUCUGCAUGUUUUUAGAAUGAAUUUCCAGAAGAGAAUUGCCCUAUUCGUUGUAGUAACUCUGGUGGCUUCAACAUGUGCGAAUUACCUAACAUCCUGUGACAGUACCUGCCUAUCAGAAUUUUACAAAUGCUUCGGCAAAUGUAAGGUGGCAAAAACUUGUACCCUGUGUGUGGACUAUAAAAUUACUUGUCUAAACAACUGUCAAGCGACAAGAAAACGACGUGAAGUCUACGAUGCUCCUGCGAAAAUCACAGACAUACAAGGUUUGAAGAAAUAUCUAAAUUUACAGUGAACAGAAAACAUAUAUUUAAAUUUAUAACUUAUUUAUAAUUUUAAUUGUAUUUAUUUAUUACUUCUUGUAUAGAAGUUUAUUUAUUUAUGAAGCACAAAUUUUAUGUGUAACAUGGAGCAAAUUAUACAAUGUAUAAAAAGAUGGUAUUGUCGAUAUUAGACAUUAUAAAUUAAUAUGAACUUAGA